GCUACCGCGCACUCGCGGCUCCCUAGCGGCGAGAGGGAGAACGAGCGCAGGGGGGUGGAGAAAGUAAGGGUUCGGGGGUGGGAGGAACCCACCUCGGGAGCCCGGGAAAUCCCGGCCGUGCCACCGCCCCCAACUUUGUGGCGCCCUCCGGCAGCGGCGGCAAGGAUGGAGCUGCCUCCCCGCGGCCGGGCGUCGCCGGACUCGCCGCUGGACAGCGCCUCCCUGACCUCGCUGGACUCCAGCGUCUUCUGCAGCGAGGGCGAAGGGGAGCCCCUGGCGCUCGGGGACAGCUUCACGGUCAACGUGGGCGGCAGCCGCUUUGUGCUCUCGCAGCAGGCUCUGUCCUGCUUCCCACACACGCGCCUUGGCAAGCUGGCCGUGGUGGUGGCCUCGUGCCGGCGCCCCGGGGCCCUGGCCGCCGUGCCCAGCCCCCUGGAGUUCUGUGACGACGCCAACCCCGUGGACAACGAGUACUUCUUCGACCGGAGCUCGCAAGCGUUCCGCUACGUCCUGCACUACUAUCGCACCGGCCGCCUGCACGUCAUGGAGCAGCUGUGCGCGCUCUCCUUCCUCCAGGAGAUCCAGUACUGGGGCAUCGACGAGCUCAGCAUUGACUCCUGCUGCAGGGACAGAUACUUCAGAAGAAAGGAGCUGAGUGAAACUUUAGACUUUAAGAAGGACACAGAAGACCAGGAAAGUCAACAUGAGAGCGAACAGGACUUCUCACAAGGACCUUGCCCCACCAUCCGCCAGAAGCUCUGGAACAUCCUAGAGAAACCGGGGUCUUCCACAGCUGCCCGGAUCUUUGGGGUCAUAUCCAUCAUCUUCGUGGCCGUGUCCAUCGUCAACAUGGCUCUGAUGUCAGCCGAGUUCAGCUGGCUGGACCUGCAGCUGCUGGAAAUCCUGGAGUAUGUGUGCAUUAGCUGGUUCACCGGGGAGUUUGUCCUGCGCUUCCUGUGCGUGCGGGACAGGUGCCGCUUCCUGAGAAAGGUGCCAAACAUCAUAGACCUCCUAGCCAUCUUGCCCUUCUACAUCACUCUUCUGGUAGAGAGCCUGAGUGGGAGCCAGACUACCCAGGAGCUGGAAAACGUGGGGCGCAUCGUCCAGGUCUUGAGGCUGCUCAGGGCUCUGCGUAUGCUCAAACUGGGCAGGCAUUCCACAGGCUUACGCUCACUUGGAAUGACAAUCACCCAGUGUUACGAAGAAGUUGGCUUGCUGCUCCUAUUUCUGUCUGUAGGGAUCUCUAUAUUUUCAACUGUGGAAUAUUUUGCUGAGCAGAGCAUUCCCGACACAACCUUCACAAGUGUCCCUUGUGCGUGGUGGUGGGCCACAACGUCCAUGACUACCGUGGGAUAUGGGGACAUCAGGCCAGACACCACCACGGGCAAAAUCGUGGCCUUCAUGUGUAUCUUAUCGGGAAUCCUUGUCUUGGCCUUGCCCAUUGCAAUUAUUAACGACCGCUUCUCUGCUUGCUACUUCACCUUAAAGCUCAAGGAAGCAGCUGUUAGACAGCGUGAGGCUCUGAAGAAACUUACCAAGAAUAUAGCCACUGACUCAUAUAUCAGUGUUAACUUAAGAGAUGUCUAUGCCCGGAGUAUCAUGGAGAUGCUUCGAUUAAAAGGCAGAGAAAGAGCAAGUACUAGGAGUAGUGGAGGAGAUGAUUUCUGGUUUUGAAUUCUCUUUCAGUUUAUUUACAGAAGCCUGUGUAAUACUAACUUGAUUGAUAAAGCCUUGAUAUGGAAGCCUGUA
This is a messenger RNA of Kogia breviceps (pygmy sperm whale), 1749 nucleotides long. RefSeq names its product potassium voltage-gated channel modifier subfamily V member 1 (gene KCNV1). NCBI's taxonomy places the organism in Eukaryota, Metazoa, Chordata, Mammalia, Artiodactyla, Physeteridae. The record is from RefSeq and is a predicted model, not a curated record. Gene Ontology annotation, cellular component: voltage-gated potassium channel complex; membrane. Gene Ontology annotation, molecular function: protein binding; voltage-gated potassium channel activity. Gene Ontology annotation, biological process: protein homooligomerization; potassium ion transmembrane transport.